GACAGAAAGAGAGGAGGUUUGGAGUGGAUGGAGAGAGUCACUGUAGCUUCAUCAUCUGUGGUUUCUUACGGGACAGAGGGGAAAGAGAGAGACGAAAGGAGGGUGGGGGGGAGAGAGAGAGAGAGAGCGCAGAAGAGGAGAGAAGGGAAGGCAACUGGCGGUAAGGGAUGGGCGGUGCUUGCUGGUAGCUCUUCAGUCCAUCGGACACCUCUCAGCCCUACACAGACCCAAUCCUCCGGAACCCUAUGUGGUCACUACCUGGAAUAAACUGGACUGAAAAUACUGGACCAGACUGGGCGUGUGAACCGCAUUAGCGUGAAUCACAUCGAACCUGGCGUGAACCCAACCAGAUCUGGACCAGAUUCGAUUGGACUGGACUGGACCAAGUGUUACUGAGAGAAAGAGGAAGGAAUGGUCGGGAAACAAAGAGAAAUAAGUGCAAAGAUUGUUCGUAAUGUCUUAGAAAGGGGUGUUUGGUGAAUUAUCAGAGACUAGAGUUCUGAUAUUUAACUAGUCUAUUGAUCUGUCAAUUAUAGUAUMGAUUAUAUUGUGGAUUGAUUGAUUAUCUGAUUGAUUUACACAUACUGUAUACUAUGACAAGAUCUAAAAUAAGGAAGGAAGGAAAGGCACCCGGUAUUGUGUUUCAUUCACAGAGAGGGACUAUUUUAAGUUCAGAGAUUCUGUUUCUUUAUGUUGUGGAUGUUCUUCUAUUUCUGUUUAUAUCGUGGGAAAGAUGAGAUGAUCACAGUGAGGUGUAGGAUUUCACUCUCACCACUUCUACACACCUUCCUGACUCAGCAAGUUAGUCAUCUGAUUCACUUCAACGAUUCACAGUUUUAAAACACAUCAUGAACCGGAUAUCACAGAACAUCGAUUGGAAUUCUCUGUAAUUCCUGAAGGUGAUUUUAUCCAGAGAUUACUCAGUCAUUCAGUCCCCCAAAAUGACGGCUGUAAGAUGAUGGACGUUUACUAUUUGGACUGUGAAGGUGUACAGCGAUGCUCUAUCAAUGGCUAUCUGUCGGGAUUUUUGAGAACAACUGUGGAGGAAUGACAGCAAAGUUCACUUUAGACCGCUCCUCACCACCAAAAUAAGUGGCCUUGGACUCAACCUCUAUUUUCCCACAGGUCAGAUCUAAAGAGAGCGUUUUUUCCCCAUGUCUACCCACUUUUUAAAAUAUUCUCCAUUCCAUAAUCUUUGACAUUUUCCAUCCAUUUUCUUGUCCAUUCUUUCAUGCUGCCCAGUUCGUUAUGUUAGCACCAGCUGAUAAGCUUAGCCAAGCCUCCAAGUACCUAGCCUACCUGACUGACUGGCGGAUAGCCUAGCAUCUGUUGUUCAACCACAGCGACUAUCACUAUCAUUAACCUUGCACCCGCUGGAGUCUCCCCCCUCCCCCGCCUUCCCCGGCACCAGGCCUCUGUGUGUGGGCUUGCCCUCAGCGGGCUCCCCCUGCCGUCUCCCCCAGCCAUGGGGUUUCAGAUCCAGGGCAUGGAGCUGUUUGCCAUUGGUGUGGUCAUGAUCAUGUUUGUGGCCGUGCUCAAGGGCUUUGGCAUCCUGGAGCCCAUGUCCUCCUUUGAAGACAGUAGUGACAGUGAUUUGGAGCUGUCUAUAGUUCGUCACCAGCCAGAAGGCUUGGACCAGCUGCAGGUUCAGACCAAGUUCACCAAGAAGGAGCUCCAGUCACUAUACAGGGGCUUCAAGAAUGAGUGUCCAAGUGGUUUGGUUGACGAAGAGACGUUCAAGACCAUCUAUUCUCAGUUCUUUCCCCAAGGAGACGCCACCACCUAUGCACAUUUCCUGUUUAAUGCGUUUGAUAUGGACAGAAAUGGCUCCAUUCGUUUUGAGGACUUUGUGAUUGGCCUGUCUGUUCUUCUGAGAGGGUCAGUCACAGAGAAACUCAACUGGGCCUUCAACCUGUAUGACAUCAACAAGGAUGGAUACAUCACUAAAGAGGAGAUGCUGGCUAUUAUGAAGUCCAUCUAUGAUAUGAUGGGCAGGUACACCUACCCAAGUGUACGGGAUGAGGCACCCUCUGAACAUGUGGAUAAGUUCUUCCAGAAAAUGGACAGAAACAGAGAUGGAGUGGUGACCAUCGAGGAGUUCAUUGAGACCUGUCAGAAGGACGAGAACAUCAUGAACUCCAUGCAGCUCUUUGAGAACGUGCUCUAGAGCCCAGCAGAACAUUCUACGUCAUUCUCCCAUCGUCCGAUCCCGUCCUCCUGUCUAUACACAACCCCUGUCCAAUCCCACAACACACACACACCCACACACACACACA
Salvelinus sp. IW2-2015 is the source of this 2276-nucleotide messenger RNA. RefSeq names its product calsenilin-like. Gene Ontology annotation, biological process: negative regulation of transcription by RNA polymerase II; regulation of potassium ion transmembrane transport. Gene Ontology annotation, cellular component: voltage-gated potassium channel complex; nucleus. The record is from RefSeq and is a predicted model, not a curated record. NCBI's taxonomy places the organism in Eukaryota, Metazoa, Chordata, Actinopteri, Salmoniformes, Salmonidae. Gene Ontology annotation, molecular function: calcium ion binding; potassium channel regulator activity; DNA-binding transcription repressor activity, RNA polymerase II-specific.